UCGGUGUUUAUGUGAGGCUUCAGCAUGCUACCUGGCUAACCGGACAGUUUCUGGAUCGGUGAUGACUCUGAAACGUUAACGUUAACUGUAGUCAGACAUACAGCCGGUUACCGGAGGAGUUUAUCUUCCUCACGGGUGGAAGAUUGGAUUUAAAGAGAAAAACAGAAGAUGUCUUUGCCUGUUGAUGCUAAUGCUAAUGCUAAUGCUAAUGUGGAUCAGAAGGUUCUGCAGUAUGAAAACUUCGUCAACGAAGUUCUGAAGAGAGAUUUAGAGAAGGUGUUGGAGCAGAGAGACUCAGUUUAUGAGAAGAUCUCGCUGUAUCUUCAGCUGAAGAACACCAUACAGAGUCUGCAGGAGUCGGGCUCUCAGCAGCUGAAGACGGAUGUUGAUCUCGGCUGUAACUUCUUCGUCCAGGCUGAAGUGGAGGACUCGUCCAAGAUCUUUGUGGCGGUCGGUUACGGCUUUUUUUUGGAGAUGAACUACGACGAAGCUCUGCGAUUCAUCGAGAAGAAGACGAGUCAGCUCACUGCCUUCACAGAGCAGCUCACCAAAGACUCAGCUAAGAUUAAAGCCAACAUCCGCAUGGUGCUGGAGGGUCUGAGGGAGCUGCAGGGAGUGACCGACCUGCCAGAGAGCAGAAGAAGAGACGUUUUCUAGACUUUGUUGGGCGACCGCAGGACUUUCAGAUAAAUAAAAUAAUAAAACAUGGCUGCUGCUGUAACACAGGACAAACAUCACAGGAGGACGUGGAGAAUGAAACCUUCCCUUUAAUUUGUUUCUUCGUUCAGAGCAUUGAAACCAUGGUGAGAGUUUAUUAUUGUCAGUAAUACACACGGACGUUCGCCGGAGAGUUGAAGGCAAAGAUCCUGCAGAAUCUCACUCUUUCUUUCGGUGAAAUGUGAACACACAGACAUGAAACACGUGUUGAUGUCAUCAGUGAGACUCUAGAGAUCAUCAUCAUCUGAGAUCAUCAUCUCUGAGAUCAUCAUCUCUGAGAUCAUCAUCUGAGAUCAUCAU
Cottoperca gobio is the source of this 1017-nucleotide messenger RNA. RefSeq names its product ubiquitously-expressed, prefoldin-like chaperone (gene uxt). NCBI's taxonomy places the organism in Eukaryota, Metazoa, Chordata, Actinopteri, Perciformes, Bovichtidae. Gene Ontology annotation, cellular component: mediator complex. Gene Ontology annotation, biological process: positive regulation of transcription by RNA polymerase II; negative regulation of transcription by RNA polymerase II. The record is from RefSeq and is a predicted model, not a curated record. Gene Ontology annotation, molecular function: transcription corepressor activity.